AUUGUGCAUUUUUACAACGCACCAUUGGACGUAAGCGGCACAAAGAUUCACAAGUCGGUAAUCGACGCUCUCGGUCGCACGGAUGCGGUAGAAUCCAUUACCAUCCUACCCAAAAAGCUGCCCGGAGCAAAAUGUUCGACUGGCUUAAUUGAAUUGAAGAGCGUCGAUUUGGCAGCGAAAGCAAUAAUGCUUUUGAAUCACAUGACGUUCGAGUCAUCAAGAUCGAGGUUUCCAUUUUUGACAAAACUGUGCUUCUCCAAAUGGUCUGAGAUCCGGCAGAAUUCCUCCAGCUCGUCUGGUCGUUUGCAGUUCAGAACUAUGUCCCGCACGCCAUGGCUUCACCACAGUUGUGAAUAUGACAUGUCCGCAACUGCAGAGUUUCCGGUGUCCCAGAUGACUCCAGUAUUGACCAAUGGUGAAUCUACUUGGACGCUCUGGCAUAUGACGGACCAGAAGACCAAAGCUGUUAAGCCCCCCACUGCCACCGGUAAUGCGACUGUUGAGCCGAUCGAGUCCGGAUCCGAUGGCUUAUUGAACGUGAUACAGAAUCAGUUGUGCUUCAACAAAGAUGAACAGGGUGACGUUCUACUUGACCCAAACGUAGGGCUCGACGCCGUAGACAUUGUGCAAACGGCGCAGGGUGGACCGUUGGGCGAUGCGUAAGCGUAAAUGAAGUUAGAACCGUUGCCUAUUUCGAUUAGCCCCAAAAAAAUGUUUUCUGAUUUUUUUGUGUUUUCUAAUUUGCAACAGUUAGCAACGUCGAUGACAAUAAUUUCCAAUGCAUUAGUUACGGCGUUUAAAACAAAAUUAAGUUCGAAUUGCAUAAAUUUGGCACCGCUAAUUUGAUUCUAUUCAGUAGAAUAAAAUAAUAACCAAGGUAAACUUGAUGCUCAACCGAUAAUCUUAAAAUUUUUCUUUGAUUUUAUAAUUUUAUCGAUUAUUUUCACUUGUAGUUGAUUUCAUAACGACUACUUUAUUCAAAUAAAUUAACUGAGUGCGCAAAUUAUUUUAUGGAUUACAAAUAUUUGUAGAAUAAUUCGUCCAACUUACAAUACAUCGAAUAAUUUAAAGAAAACAAAUAUUUACUUUUCA
Sipha flava (yellow sugarcane aphid) is the source of this 1092-nucleotide messenger RNA. RefSeq lists its product as uncharacterized. The record is from RefSeq and is a predicted model, not a curated record. NCBI's taxonomy places the organism in Eukaryota, Metazoa, Arthropoda, Insecta, Hemiptera, Aphididae.